Messenger RNA from Saccostrea cuccullata (small rock oyster), 718 nucleotides. RefSeq lists its product as uncharacterized. The record is from RefSeq and is a predicted model, not a curated record. NCBI's taxonomy places the organism in Eukaryota, Metazoa, Mollusca, Bivalvia, Ostreida, Ostreidae. The transcript is spliced from 4 exons. The coding region runs from base 124 to 456 and encodes 110 amino acids.
CCUAAAGUCAAAAUUAUAGCAUUGAAUUGGAUUCUUGAACCAGAGCCAUGUGAACCUGGUCCACCUGUACCUCUCAUUGAAGACCUGUUAACAUCACCAGAGUAUGUUCAUUCUGAUACCCCUAUGGUAUGGUUACAGCAUGCAUUAUCCCUGAAUCCAUUAAAAGAGCUGCAUUGGCAACGAAACAACCCAAUGUGGUCGAUUGUAAGGAAAUAUAGCAUAUCAGCUUCCAACUUUGGUGCAGUUCUCAGUUCUAAGCAAAGGCGAUUGACAUUGUCACUGAAGAAACAGCUGAUGUCGGCUUACAAUCUGGAGUCCAUCAAGGCUGUUGCAUGGGGUAUCACUCAUGAAGAUGAUGCUUUGAGAAAGUAUGAAAAGGACUUAGAUGCAGCUGUAGAGCAGUCAGGAUAUGGUUGCAUGAAUCCGGAGUGUUGGGAGCUUCACCUGAUGGCUUAGUUGUUCGACCACCAACAUGCAGUGUAUUUUAUCAAACUCCAGAAGCCAAAGACGCCAUUCCUAAUAUUGUAGAGGUGAAGUGUCCAUAUACAGCAUCGUCUUCAACAGUAGCAGAUGGGGCACAAAAUUUGAAGGAUUUUUCAUAGGUAAAUAACAUUAAAAAUCUGUAUUGUCCAGUACUUUGAAAUUAAAAAUCUUGGUGAGUAAAUGAUUUCAAAACAUGUAUUAAUUUACAAGUGCAGCUGUUCAAUAUGGUAUGAAG